Lentinula edodes (shiitake mushroom) is the source of this 564-nucleotide messenger RNA. RefSeq lists its product as uncharacterized. The transcript is spliced from 2 exons. Lineage: Eukaryota; Fungi; Basidiomycota; Agaricomycetes; Agaricales; Omphalotaceae. The coding region runs from base 1 to 564 and encodes 187 amino acids. The record is from RefSeq and is a predicted model, not a curated record.
AUGUUUCCUGGCUCUACUGCAGACCUGUUUCAUGGUCAGUCGUUGGGCGACUUAUACGCCCAACCGAUUGACCAACCCGCAGUUCCGAUACCUGGGCAUCCACCCGGUCUAUAUUACCGAUUGUUGACCUUCUGCCCCGCGCAGGGAAUCACCGCAGCGGUGAUAGAGCAAUCUCUUCAGCCUAUGAACGGCGAAGAUUCUUGGAAUGUACCACUGGGUCCGCAGGACCCCAGCAUGCAGUUCCUCUUCGCUCGUGUUUGCGAAAAUCAACUGAAAACUUUCAGCCCUGAGAUUCCUCCACAAUGGAAGAACCCGGACUCGCUUCUCGUUAACAUUGGUGGAAAUGUUGUUCAUCUCCUAGCUUGGGAUGAUGUUGACACGGUCGUGUUCACAAUGCAACUGUCACCCAAUGUGCCCCACGGGAUAUACCAUAUCCCGCAUAAGGCUGGACGCAGCAACAACCAUCGUCCACCCCUCGAUAUCCUGAAGAUGGGAAAUCAAAAGUUCAGAAAAUUCGUGAAGAUGUGGGCGGUCCAACAAUAUCACCGAUAUGUUAUGCAUUAA